This is a messenger RNA of Botrytis porri, 1650 nucleotides long. RefSeq lists its product as uncharacterized. Bases 1 to 1650 code for a protein of 549 amino acids. The record is from RefSeq and is a predicted model, not a curated record. Gene Ontology annotation, molecular function: diacylglycerol O-acyltransferase activity. The transcript is spliced from 3 exons. Gene Ontology annotation, biological process: triglyceride biosynthetic process. Gene Ontology annotation, cellular component: endoplasmic reticulum membrane. Lineage: Eukaryota; Fungi; Ascomycota; Leotiomycetes; Helotiales; Sclerotiniaceae.
AUGCCAGGACCAACAUUGAGUUCAGAGCCUGCUCUGCCAGAAGUACGCGAAAAGCUACACCUUCCACCCAAAAGUUAUGCCGAUGCUGCCGAGGAAACACCAGAGUCGCCAGAUGAUGGAAGCCAUGAAAAUAAUGAAAAUAAGGAGAAUAGCGUGAAUGGACAAACAGCCUUGGAUGCGAAUGGCUCAGGCAAAAAUGGACCUAAGCACAAAGUGUCAGUCCUGAGGAUCGUGGAUACGAACGGUUCAGAUUCUACCAGAUCUGCCGACAAAGAGGAUACCAGACCAAAGUUCGAUAGGCAGGAGUCGAAGAGAGAGUACUCGGCAACGGGCCUCGACGAUACUCCGAAAAGUCCUCCUCGACACAGGCAUCGAAAAUCAUCUUCCCAGAAAUCAAAUGGGUCCCAGGAGAAUGGUCAGGACUCGAACACAAAUACGAUGACGGAUACUCAAAAUAAUACCAAGCCUAACACGGCCAUCUUCGAAGGCGAACGCAAUGGCAGUAAGCUCACAAGUGUGAAGCCCUCGGAGGAUUACGAAAAAGAACUCCAAAGAGACCACAAUGAAGCUCCAAAGUCUAAAGACGAAAAGUUGGUUAGUGGGAGACAAGCUGGACAAAGAUGGCAUACAAGCGGCAUUCGAUGGGCUCCAAUGAAUGUUCCACUUCAACGCAGACUUCAAACAUUGGUGGUACUGUUUCAUACACUCUGCAUUGCCAUUUUUGUAUCAAUGUUCUUUUUCCUAUGCGCAAUACCCCUUUUCUGGCCAAUAUUAAUCCCGUAUAUGAUCUACCUCAUUACAUCCAAGGCUUCAAUAUCCGGGACUUUGAGCCAUCGAUCAAACUUCUUCCGAUCGCUACCUGUGUGGUCAUUAUUUGCAUCUUACUUUCCAGCCCGGUUACACAGAACUCAAGAGCUACCGCCCACGAGGAAAUAUAUCUUCGGAUAUCAUCCCCAUGGUAUAAUCUCCCACGGGGCGUUCGCCGCCUUUGCCACCGAAGCUCUUGGAUUUUCUCAGCUCUUCCCAGAUAUCAAGAAUACACUUCUCACAUUAGAUACCAAUUUCAGAAUACCGCUAUAUCGUGAAUACGCUUUAGCAAUGGGGCUUGCGUCCGUAUCUAAAGAAUCUUGCGAGAACCUACUUUCAAAGGGCGGGACAAACAAGGAGGGUAUGGGACGCGCAAUUACUAUAGUUGUUGGAGGCGCAGCAGAGUCACUAGAUGCACAGCCAUACAGUCUUAGAUUGGUCCUCAAGCGUCGCAAGGGUUUCGUCAAGAUGGCUAUCCGAACUGGUGCAGACUUGGUUCCGGUUCUAGCUUUUGGUGAGAACGAUCUUUAUGAUCAAUUUUCCGCCGACUCACACCCAUGGAUCCACAAAUUUCAAUUACUGGUCAAGAAAUUGAUGGGAUUCACCAUACCCCUCUUUCAUGCUAGAGGUGUCUUCAACUACGAUGUCGGUCUUAUGCCAUAUCGAAGGCCUUUAAAUAUUGUCGUCGGCCGGCCUAUUAAAGUAAUCCAGUCUAAAACUCCCGAACAACAAGAUAUUGAUCGCGUUCACGAGGAAUACGUGACGGAACUUGAGAGGCUAUGGGACUUAUGGAAGGACGAUUUUGCUCCUAACAGAAAGGAUGAGCUCCAGCUCGUUGAAUGA